UACUACUCGAAAAGCUCUUUUUGACAGGCGAAAUCAUGGGUAGAGCUUUUUCUGGGUUCACCUUCGUUUUCUUUGCAUUUCUUGGCUUUAUCUUUUUUCCAGCUGAAGCUGCGAUAAAGAAGUACCAAUUUGAUAUUCAAGUGAAGAAUGUGAGUAGACUGUGCCAUGCAAAACCCAUUGUAACCGUUAAUGGGAGGUUCCCAGGGCCGACUAUAUAUGUGAGAGAGGGAGAUAGAGUUCUCAUCAACGUAACAAAUCAUGCACAAUAUAACAUGUCAAUUCAUUGGCAUGGACUGAAGCAAUAUCGAAAUGGUUGGGCAGAUGGACCAGCUUACAUCACUCAGUGCCCAAUCCAGACUGGGAAUAGCUACAUCUAUGACUUCAAUGUCACAGGCCAAAGGGGAACAUUAUGGUGGCAUGCGCAUAUUCUUUGGCUAAGGGCCACAGUCUAUGGCGCAUUUGUCAUCAUGCCCAAACAAGGAAACCCAUUUCCUUUCCCACAGCCGCACCAGGAAGUUGAAGUCCUAUUAGGAGAAUGGUGGCAUGCAGAUGUGGAAGAAGUUGUUAAGGAAGGGACAACCAUGGGCACGCCUCCAAAUAUGUCCGAUGCGCACACAAUCAAUGGAAAACCGGGGCCACUCUUUCCAUGUUCUGAAAAACAUACUUUUGUGAUCGAGGUUGAGUUAGGCAAAACAUAUCUCCUGAGGAUCGUCAACGCUGCCCUCAACGACGAGCUUUUCUUUGCUAUUGCUGGACACAACAUGACAGUAGUGGAGGUAGAUGCUGUUUAUGCAAAACCAUUUACUACUCAAGCUAUACUUAUUGCGCCUGGCCAGACCACAAACGUCCUGGUCCAAGCUAACCAAGUCCCUGGAAGAUAUUUCAUGGCAUCCAGGGCUUUCAUGGAUGUUCCCCUUUCCAUAGAUAACAAAACCGCCACUGCAAUUCUCCAGUACAAAGGCGUCCCAAACACUGUUCUCCCUUCUCUUCCCCAGUUGCCAGCACCCAAUGACACAGAGUUUGCUUUGAGCUAUGUCAAGAAGCUAAAGAGCUUGAACUCUCAGCAGUAUCCAGCCAAUGUUCCCCUCAAAAUUGAUAGAAACCUCUUUUACACUGUUGGUUUUGGCAAAAAUUCUUGCCCAACAUGCCUCAAUGGAACCAAACUCCUUGCUUCAUUGAAUAAUAUCUCCUUUGCAAUGCCUCAAAUUGGGCUUCUCCAAGCUCACUACUUCAACAUUAAAGGAGUGUAUAGAGCUGAUUUCCCUGACAAGCCACCAACUCCUUUCAACUAUACCGGUGCACCACUUACAGUCAAUCUUGGCACUGCCACAGGCACAAGGGUUAGCAAGAUUGCUUUUAAUUCUACAGUUGAGCUGGUUCUUCAAGACACCAAUCUUCUAACGGUUGAGUCACAUCCAUUCCAUCUCCAUGGCUAUAACUUCUUUGUUGUUGGAACGGGUAUUGGGAAUUUUGAUCAUGACAAAGAUCCUAAAAAUUACAACUUGGUUGAUCCUAUUGAAAGAAAUACAGUUGGAGUUCCCACUGGUGGUUGGACUGCUAUCCGGUUCAGGGCUGAUAAUCCUGGUGUUUGGUUCUUGCAUUGCCAUUUGGAGCUUCACACUGGUUGGGGAUUGAAAACUGCAUUUGUAGUUGAAGAUGGACCAGGAACAGAUCAAUCUGUUCUGCCUCCGCCCAAGGAUCUUCCACCAUGUUAGCUGUUGUACGAUUAAUUUGUAUGCGAAAUCCUUUUAUGUGGGACCUACAGUUUGCUUUCAUCCUGCAAAAGUUGCGGAUGUUUCUUGAGGAUAAAAUUUAGGGAAAAAAAAAAAAAAAUGGUUUGCAGAUUUGCUUGAAACUCAAAAUGUAAUAAAUUCCACGAAGUGUAUAAUCAAUAUUACUUG
Juglans regia (Persian walnut) is the source of this 1901-nucleotide messenger RNA. Its product is annotated as laccase-11-like. Gene Ontology annotation, cellular component: apoplast. The coding region runs from base 36 to 1715 and encodes 559 amino acids. Gene Ontology annotation, biological process: lignin catabolic process. The record is from RefSeq and is a predicted model, not a curated record. Gene Ontology annotation, molecular function: copper ion binding; hydroquinone:oxygen oxidoreductase activity. Lineage: Eukaryota; Viridiplantae; Streptophyta; Magnoliopsida; Fagales; Juglandaceae. The transcript is spliced from 6 exons.